Molecule: messenger RNA, 2499 nt
Organism: Oenanthe melanoleuca
Lineage: Eukaryota; Metazoa; Chordata; Aves; Passeriformes; Muscicapidae
Gene: REDIC1
Product: chromosome 1A C12orf40 homolog
Exons: 14
Coding region: 69-1826 (585 amino acids)
Source: RefSeq, a predicted model, not a curated record
UCUGCCCACACUGCCAGCAGCGCACAGGGCAGCCCUGCCCUCCCUGCCUGCCUCCUCAGCAGCACAACAUGAACUGGGUCGGUGGCAGUCGAAGCCGAAUCAUAUUAAAGCAAGAAAGGAGAAAACAAAAGGAAUACUUUGAAAGAAAGAAACUUAAGUCAAAAAUGAAGCUCCUGGAAGUAUCAUCUCCUAAAAGUUCAGCAGUCAGUUUGGAUCUCCUUAAUCUAUAUGUGGUUAACCAGAUAUCAACCAAAAAAGACAACACUGAGAACAUGAGGAAGCCAGUCCACAUUGAUAUCACUGAAGAAAAGAAACCUAUCAGAAGACAUAACUUAGAGCUUCCCACGUCCCCCCUUCGUACACAACAUAAGUCAAACUUAGAUGAUCUCCAGAGCAGGUUACAAAAGCAAGUUUUGGAGAGCAGAAGACAGCAUCUCUCAGAAAAAGUAAAAUACCAGCAUAAUCUGUCACAAGUAAUGGAAUUAGGCUAUGUUGAUUCUAGUAUGGAAAAUGAAGACAACAUGGCAAGAGUUUUUAGUGCUUGUCCGUUGUCCUCCUCUGGUUUUCAGUUCUCUAACCAUACACAGCUUUCAGAAGAAAAUUUCAACACAAACCUAAUGGGUAACAUUUGGGAACAGCCCUAUGAAAAGGAACUGCAAAACCAGCCAGGGAAGAGCUUUGAUCAAAACCCUUGGAAUACAAAACGGUCAAGUCAGUGUGUUUUCAGGAAGUCUGAUACAAUGGCUCAGGAACUGUUCACGCCAUUUGAUAGAGGCUCUCCCUUGGACAUAGAGGUCUUACACAGGCCAGACCACAUGAAUUCUGCCAGGAAAAAUCCAGUGAUAAUAGCCAGUGAUGAAUCAGAAAACUGUGGAGGAAUAAAAGAACCAAUAUUUGAUGUCGUGAAAGAAACUGCAGAACUGAAAGGGAUAUUUGCUUAUCACCAUGAUCAGCAGAAUAGCUUAAAGGAGAAUGUGCAGAAUUAUUCAAGAAAAAAAAGUGAUGACAAGUCUGUGAAAGAAACAGCCUGGAAUCAGAACCAUCUCUUUGUAUUUGAAGAGUUCACAACAGCAUAUGAGAAAGGGUAUAAGUUUGGAGUGAGUUCAUAUCUUCAAGAGAUGGAGAUGGACGUGGAGUCACCACUCAGCAGUCAUUCUCACAGUUAUUCUCCAAGGCAGACUGAGAGCUAUUUGAGCUCUAGUCCUGACACAUCUGAAGAAGAAGACACAGCCAAAACGAAGGAAUUUCUGAAUGAACAGUCCUUGAAGGCACAUGGUGCUAACCUAUUCUCAGCCUCAGCAAGCAGAGAGGCCCCCAAGAGCUCUCACACUCGAAGUGUGGGUAUGCAGCCCAGCAGUUUUUUGGCUAGAGAAGAAGCAAACAAUGUUCAGGAGAAAGACUCUAAUUUUUGUGCCGCAGAGGAGGGAAAUGAAAGCCAGAGAGCUCUGUCUCAGGGCCCAUCACACCGCCCCCCUAAGAGGGAGCAUGUCACUCGCAGCGCCAGGUGCGAUGUUUGGUCGCAGACUGAGGGCUCGGUGACAGAAGUAGAGAAGGUGGAUGUGGGCACCCAGUGUAGCACCCUGAGGGUGUGCAGCUGUGGGGGAUCCCUUCCCGCUGCCCGCAGCCCAGGGGAGCAGGGCAGCUGCCCAGCUGCCCCGCCCGCGGCUGCUCCUCCCAGCGCCGUGCAGGAGGUGCCGCAGCCCGCGGGCACCGGGACUGACGCCUUCUCUGCUGAGACCGAGUACCUGAGUUUGGCUGGCAGCAGGACUCUAGAGGUGCUGAGCUACAUUGAUAAAAUGAAGGAGAGAGCUCUACAAGCAGUGUAAUGGAAUGUAACGAACACAAUAGUUUUGUCCUGUUCUUAGUGUAUUUCAUUCAGUUGGCAUAUUCUGACUUUUCUGGCAUGGUUACUGUUUGUUUGCUUUAACUAUCAAUAAUUAUGGAUUUCUGUCUACCUACUGCUAUUUCAAAGUAUGAGUUUCUAUAGUUAUUCAACUGUUAACAAAGGAUUUUACAAUAGCCUAGUAAAUACAAAUAUUAGGAAUUAUAUUGGUUUCCUCACCAUAUAUCCAUAGGAUUCUGUAGUUUGGAAUUGACUGACUAUGUUUCUUUUAAGGUAAUGGGAAGUUGUUGUUCUACUUCAAAGCAUAUUUAUUGUGGCUCAGAGUUCAGAGCCCUUGUCUGAUUCUUACCCAUUUUAACCGAAAAAUUUGCCUUUGUCAUGUGUUCAUACUAAACACAAAAAUGGGAAACAACAGAAAAUGUACAUCUGCACACAUAGAAUAGAGUGUAAUUUUAAAAGAGCUAAUUUAUUAAUUUAUUUUUUAAAUGCUCAAUUUUCCUUCCACAGCAGAUUCAUUCAUUAAUUUUCUGGUUGUUAAUCUAAAAAAAUCUUCCACAUGUUUCUGUGUUCUGUCUGCAAGUUGAAAAUCUGAAAAUACUUUCCUCUUCAUUUCAGUAUUUGCGUGAAGCUACAAACCACAACAAAUAAAAGUUUCU